Molecule: messenger RNA, 504 nt
Organism: Stomoxys calcitrans (stable fly)
Lineage: Eukaryota; Metazoa; Arthropoda; Insecta; Diptera; Muscidae
Exons: 3
Coding region: 1-504 (167 amino acids)
Source: RefSeq, a predicted model, not a curated record
AUGUUGUUCAAAGCCAAGAGAAACUUCAACCUGGAGUUCCAUAAGCUCAGUUGCAAGUCCUAUACGCCCAUCAUGAAACAGGGCUCGUGUGAUUAUAAGAAACUGGCCAUUGGUCGCUAUGCCUUCAAUGCAAUGCUGGAAUUGCAAAGCCCCUUGGACCCGGCCGCCAUGAUUUUCAUAGCAAUCGAUUAUAGAAUGCCACCGGCUAUAACAUCACAAUCGUUUUUUAAACUGAAAACAAAACUAUGCGAUCUGCUAAAAGGCAUAAGAACAGUGCCAAUCGUAAAGAAUGUUAUAAAGGAUGUUCUUAAGAAUAGUAAUUUUCCCACCUCAUGUCCCAUAUGUGCGAAUGUUAUGUAUUAUAUGUCUAAUAUGGUGGUAACCUCGGAGAUAUUGCCCGAAUUCGUUCCCAGUGCUGGAUUCAAUUUAUCUUUGAAUUUUUUCAACAAAGAGGCCUUAAUCAUUGACUGGAAAUUGGAAGGUAGCAUUGUUAAGAAAACAUAA